Messenger RNA from Fusarium coffeatum, 705 nucleotides. RefSeq lists its product as uncharacterized. Bases 1 to 705 code for a protein of 234 amino acids. Lineage: Eukaryota; Fungi; Ascomycota; Sordariomycetes; Hypocreales; Nectriaceae. The transcript is spliced from 2 exons. The record is from RefSeq and is a predicted model, not a curated record.
AUGGAACCCACCACCACAAACGUCUCUAUCGGCACCAAGACCGAGAUCUCGGCCUCCAACUUUGAGACAGACGUUGAGUCAGUUCGAACAGAACCCAACUUUCGCCUCUAUCGCCUGAUGGACAGUGCCCGACUGGCCCUUACAGUCCUUGGUCUUGUAGCUGGUCUGACCAUCCUUGGUGUUUCGGCAGAUGCUAUCGCUGUCUACCAUGCUACCUACGUUCCGGAGGAUUGGUUCCUACAACUAUGGCCAUCCAACUUGGAUAUGCGUCCUACAGUAGCUCUGGCAGUCGGCGGUGCCCUGGUUGUUGUAGCCAGUCUCGUUUCGCUGAUCGCUGGCAAAAUUCCGACCGUCCGCGGAAACGCUGCUGUUAAAGUCAUCAUCACCUUGACACCCCCAGCUAUCGCGUUAAUUGCUGCCAUCAUCUCCAUGUCUUUCUUUUACGGGGUUGACGCGUCGACCACAAACGAUUCUCUUCAAAGCUGGACCUGUCGCUGGAAGGAUGUGACUAUGACCAUGCAGCCCCAUUUUGGAACACUUUGCAAGCAGAGCAAGGCUAGUGUUGGGCUUGCCGUCAUGUUAGUUCCCGUGGAAGCUAUCAUCUUAGGCUUGGCGGCGUAUCACUUCGUUCUGGAGAAACGCUCCAGCAUGACCUCUGACGGACGUGGGCGCAAAGCGGGAAGCCCUGCCUUGUCUGGAGCUUGA